AAUGAGAAAACGUGUGAAUGUUCUUUCCAAACGGGCGGGAAGAGCUCUCUUAUUUCCCGCCAUUUUCCAUCUACUCAUCGGAGCUUCACGAUUCCUUUUAUUCUUUUAUCUCUCAAAGCUGUGGAAUCUUAAAUCGGAAGCCAUAGAAAGAUGGAGAUUAAGCUGAAAUGUAACUGUGGCGAAACCAAAUGCUUGGAAUGGGCCGUCGUUGAGUUACAAGGCGUGGUUGAACCUCAAUCCACCUUCCAAGAUCGCCUUCAAAACCUCGAAAUCGGCAUUCUAUGUCGACCCUCCGCUCAGGAAGUGUAUACUUUUACAGUAGGGUACCAUGAGCUGACAGGAAGCAAAAUUUCUUUGAAGAAGCCAUUGUUGGUGUUGAAGAAAACGAGGUCUGUGGAUGAGGAUCAGAGUAGCGAUACUAAAUCGGGUAAUGCAGAGUUGGAAGUGAUUGGGAUCAUUAGGCAGCGGAUUCUGUUUAAGACCAGACCAAAGGCACUCAUAUCCAAACCACAGCCAUUGGUUAAGGAAAGAUCCCGUGCUUCAGGAUCUGCAGUGACAGGCCAAACAACAUGAGUUCUGUGUUUAUAGGAAAAAGAAAAUCUUAUCAAUCUUACUCCCAAGAAUACUGUGAUAAGUAAGUUAUUUUCCAACUUUACAUUUAAUACAAGAUUCAACAACCUUUUUUCUCAGCCAUAUUGGUGUUUAUUUCCAAAUUUGCAUGUUUAAAUCUUAUUUUGGUCUGAAAAGUGCUAUCAUACCUCUUUUGAGUUUUGUUGGUUGCAUCCAGAUAUACUGUCUAUGGUGUGUCGUGAAACUACAAAACUUUUUCAAAUUUUUAUAUGUGGCUAGGAUAUGUCUCAACAUUGAUAUGACUUUUAUAAAUGUAACGUUUUUCAAUUGAAUUUUAGGGUGUACACCUUGGACGUUAUAGUGGCAACGAGGAUUCUUUCAUAAUUUUUUUUCUUUCCUUUUUUUGUUGUACCUUUGAUCAAGUUUUAUUGAGAAGUCCGAGGUUUUGUUUUC
Cucumis sativus (cucumber) is the source of this 1023-nucleotide messenger RNA. RefSeq lists its product as uncharacterized. Lineage: Eukaryota; Viridiplantae; Streptophyta; Magnoliopsida; Cucurbitales; Cucurbitaceae. The record is from RefSeq and is a predicted model, not a curated record. The transcript has 4 exons. Gene Ontology annotation, biological process: mitotic sister chromatid cohesion. Gene Ontology annotation, cellular component: Ctf18 RFC-like complex. Bases 151 to 573 code for a protein of 140 amino acids.